Messenger RNA from Calypte anna (Anna's hummingbird), 1002 nucleotides. RefSeq names its product trace amine associated receptor 1 (gene TAAR1). Gene Ontology annotation, molecular function: trace-amine receptor activity. Gene Ontology annotation, cellular component: membrane. The transcript has a single exon. NCBI's taxonomy places the organism in Eukaryota, Metazoa, Chordata, Aves, Apodiformes, Trochilidae. Gene Ontology annotation, biological process: G protein-coupled receptor signaling pathway. The record is from RefSeq and is a predicted model, not a curated record. The coding region runs from base 1 to 1002 and encodes 333 amino acids.
AUGCAGCUGUGCUGUGAAUCUCUAAAUGGUUCUUGCAUAAGGAGCAGCUGGUCAAACAAUAUCCGUAUUUCCAUGUAUAUCUUCAUGGUUUGUAUUAUUCUGUCCACAGUGGUUGGAAAUUUGACAGUUAUCAUCUCAAUAUUACAUUUCAAGCAGCUCCAUACACCUACCAAUUUCCUGAUUCUUUCCAUGGCUACUGUAGACUUUUUGCUGGGAUUCCUGAUCAUGCCUUGCAGCAUGGUGCGCUCUGUUGAACACUGCUGGUAUUUUGGGGAGUUUUUUUGCAAGAUUCACACCAGCAUGGACAUUAUGCUGAGCACAGCUUCCAUCUUCCAUCUUUCCUUCAUAUCCAUUGACCGGUACUAUGCUGUGUCUGACCCUCUGAGAUACAGAUCAAAAAUAAGUACUUUAGUUAUCUUGGUCAUGAUAUUUGUAAGUUGGAUGCUCCCAGCUGCUUUUGCUUUUGGGAUGAUCUUUUUAGACCUAAACAUGCCAGGGGCAGAAAAUAUUUAUUAUCAAGUACAUUGUGCAGGAGGAUGUGUUGUAAUUUUCAGUAGAACUUCAGGUGUUGUGGCCUCCAUAGUGUCUUUUUACGUGCCUGGAUUUGUUAUGCUGUACAUCUAUAGGAAAAUAUACUCCAUAGCCAAGAGGCAGGCAAGAUCCAUUGAUGUAAUUAGCCAAAAAAAGAUGCAAUUUGAAAUGAAGCAUCAUAUUUCAUUCUGUAGAGAAAAGAAAGCUGCCAAGACAUUAGGCAUAAUAAUAGGAGUGUUCCUCAUUUGCUGGAGUCCAUUCUUUUUCUUUACAGCAACCAAUCCAUUUAUGAAUUAUGUCAUACCUCCUAUUCUCAUUGAUGCUUUGGUUUGGUUUGGUUAUUUAAAUUCUACAUUUAACCCAAUUGUUUAUGCAUUUUUUUACAUGUGGUUUCGCAGGGCAUUAAAGAUUAUUCUGUUUGGAAAAGUUUUUCAACCAGACUCUUCCAGGACUCAUUUGUUUUUAGAAUAA